Molecule: messenger RNA, 6719 nt
Organism: Hemibagrus wyckioides
Lineage: Eukaryota; Metazoa; Chordata; Actinopteri; Siluriformes; Bagridae
Gene: ptpn4a
Product: protein tyrosine phosphatase non-receptor type 4a
Exons: 27
Coding region: 482-3265 (927 amino acids)
Biological process (GO): protein dephosphorylation
Cellular component (GO): cytoplasmic side of plasma membrane; cytoplasm; cytoskeleton
Molecular function (GO): protein tyrosine phosphatase activity; cytoskeletal protein binding
Source: RefSeq, a predicted model, not a curated record
UGUGUGUGUGUGUGGCAGGCUGAGAAAAAGCCCGCUGAUCGCAUUCAGUGCUCGUGAACUGAGGAGCUCCUCUGUCAGCACCGAGUGCACGCGCUUCUUUUUUCCCCCUCCACGGUUACCGUGACCGUCGUGGAUGUGGAGCUGAUGGUGUUUUUUUUUUUUGCGCGCGCGUGCCGUGUUUGGAUUAUUCCCCCGGAGCGGACAAGGACCCGGACCCGGAGCAGUGAGUGGAGGCCCCGCGGUGUGUGUGUGUGAGAGAGAGACACCGUGAACCGGCGCUGCCUUCGGGCCAGAAUAACGAUGAGGUUCCCUGUACGGUCUGCGCCGCGGCUCAUCUGACGCUGGCAUUCCCAGCUUCCUCACCCACUGAUUUUUCCGCGCGCGCGCGCGCGCGUGUGUGUUUCUCGUCUCCUAGAGAAACUGUAUUUCCUCAAAGCUGGACACCUCUGGAGCGGUGUAUGACGACUCUGGCUGGAGCGUAAUGAGCUCACGCUUCCGGUUGCCUGCUGGCAGAUCCUACAAUGUCCGGGCGUCGGAGCUGGCACGUGACAGGCAGCACACCGAAGUGCUCUGCAACAUCGUUCUGCUGGACAACACCGUCCAGCCUUUUAAAGUUAAUAAGCACGAUCAAGGACAGGUCCUGCUGGACGCAGUGUUUAAGCACCUGGAGCUGACCGAGAGAGACUAUUUUGGGCUGCACCUGGCCGACGAGUCCUCCGACAGUCCGAGGUGGCUGGAUACAAACAAACCCAUCAGGAAGCAAUUAAAAAGGGGAUCUCCUCAUCAUCUGAACUUCCGGGUGAAGUUUUUUGUGAGUGACCCGAGCAAACUUCAGGAAGAGUACACACGGUACCAGUAUUUUUUGCAGAUAAAGCAGGACAUACUCAGUGGGAGACUGCCCUGUCCGCACAACACUGCCGCACUCCUGGCCUCCUACGCUGUUCAGUCUGAGCUGGGGGACUACAGGGAGGCGGAGAACCAACCCAGCUACCUUUCCGAGUUCUGCUUCAUCCCCAACCAGCCGCAGGACUUCGAGAAAGAAGUGGCCAAGCAUCACCAGCAACACAGCGGACUAAGCCCGGCCGAGUCCGAGUUCAAUUACCUAAACACAGCUCGCACCCUGGAGCUCUACGGAGUGGAGCUGCACUAUGCAAGGGAUCAAAGCAACACUGACAUUUUCAUCGGGGUCAUGUCAUCCGGGAUAGGCGUUUACAAGAACAGGGUACGAAUCAACUACUUUCCGUGGCUGAAAAUUGUGAAAAUCUCUUUUAAAUGCAAGCAGUUUUUCAUCCAGCUGAGAAAGGAAGCAACCGAGACUCGAGAGACGUUACUUGGCUUCAACAUGGUGAACUACAGAUCCUGCAAGAACCUGUGGAAGACCUGCGUGGAGCAUCACACCUUCUUCCGGCUGGACCAGCCCGUACCUCCUCAGAAGAACUUCUUCUCGCAUUACUUCAGCUUGGGAUCGAAAUUCCGCUACUCCGGAAGGACAGAAGCACAAUCGGUGCAGUACGGCAAGGAGAAGGGAAUCAAGGACAGGGUGUUCGCCAGAUCUCCAAGCAAGCCUCUGGCUAGGAAGUUGAUGGGUGUGACCGACUGGGAGGCAGUGAGCAGGAACUCUGUGUCUGAGGAGAGGCUGGAGACCCGGAGCUUACCCACCCGCUCUCCUCCUGGCACCCCCAACCAUAGGAAUUCUCUGUUUGUGCAAGAGGGGCCCCGGCAGCGGCCAUCAUCCAUGGGACAUUUAGUGGAGCACAUGAUUCACACUUCGCCCAGCCUGCCUGCUUUCACCAACCACAAAUCAGCCUCAUCCACACAAGCCAACAGCAUCAGCCUGGACUCCUCGCCCUCUCCGGAAUGUGUAGAAGGGCCACCACCAGCACUGCCACCCAAGCAGUCCAGGAAGAACCUGAGUCAGCUCAUCCUCUCGCACUCUCAGCAGGAGCUGGACAACCACAUCAACGAGAUGUACGACAUCCCCAUGGCAACAGACAAGACAACGCUCAAUGGUGUUGUUCCGCAUGAUAAUCUUGUUCUGAUCAAGAUGAAACCGGAUGAAAAUGGCAGAUUUGGAUUCAAUGUUACGGGGGGCUAUGAUCAGAAGAUGCCGAUUAUUGUGUCUCGGGUGGCUCCAGGAACAUCAGCUGAUCUGUGUGUGCCCCGGCUGAAUGAGGGUGAUCAGGUGGUUAUGAUAAACGGCCGUGAUGUUUCUGAGCACACGCAUGACCAGGUGGUUAUGUCCAUCAAGUCCAGCUGUGAAAGCCACUCAGGGGAGCUAAUCCUGCUGGUCAGGCCCAACGCGAUCUAUGAUGUGGUGGAGGAUAAGCUGGAGAUGGAGCCUGAUUUCCAGUACAUCCCAGCCAAAUCGCCCUCGGACCCAUCAGAGCUGGAUCAGGACGCCUGGAGAGACUCCAUGCAGCAGCUGAAAGAAGGCCUGAGCAGUGGAGCUCUGCUCGCUCAGUUUGACCAACUCUACCGUAAAAGGCCUGGAAUGACCAUGUCAUGUGCCAAGUUACCUCAGAACAUCUCCAAAAACCGCUACAGAGACAUCUCACCCUACGAUGCCACACGCGUCAUAUUGAAAGGCACAGAUGACUACAUCAACGCAAAUUACAUCAAUAUGGAAAUUCCCGCUUCCAGUAUCAUCAACCGAUAUAUCGCCUGCCAGGGGCCCUUACCCAAUACAUGCACUGACUUCUGGCAGAUGACCUGGGAGCAGGGAUCCUCCAUGGUGGUCAUGCUCACCACUCAGGUGGAGCGAGGCCGGGUGAAGUGUCAUCAGUACUGGCCCAAUCCCUCAGGUAGUGCUACCUAUGGUGGCUUCCAGGUUUCCUGUCAUACUGAGGAAGGAAACUCUGCCUUCUUGGUUCGAGACAUGACCCUGACACACACAGAGACGGAAGAAAGCAGGGAGCUGACUCAGAUCCAGUACCUGGCCUGGCCGGACCACGGGGUGCCAGACGACUCCACUGACUUCCUGGACUUUGUUGCCCUGGUGCGGAGUAAAAGAGCGAGAAAAGACGAGCCGGUUGUCGUCCACUGCAGCGCUGGGAUUGGCCGGACGGGAGUGCUCAUCACCAUGGAGACAGCGAUGUGUCUAAUGGAGUGCAGUCAGCCUGUGUAUCCGCUGGACAUCGUGAGAACCAUGAGGGACCAGCGGGCCAUGAUGAUCCAGACCCCUAGCCAGUUCAAGUUUGUGUGUGAGGCCAUUCUGAAGGUGUACGAGGAGAACCUGGUCAAGUCCAUGCUCUUCAAGUCUGACUAACAGGGACGCCAGCUUUCACCAUCACGUCACCAAGCUUCACCUGUCGAUGAUCCCCAGAACCAGCACCACUGCAGGGCCUUGAAGAAGUGUGCUGAACAAAAACGCUGUUUUAUCACACAAUGGUCGCAGGUGAUAUUUAUCUCCAAGCAGUCAGUCACCACCAUGUGACAGGAAGAGAAAUCAUGGUGCUUUAAUGCCUUGUAGAGCGUGAGAGGUCAGUCAUCAUGAUGCUUGAGGUGAGGUUCAGAGUGUGAGAUCAUUUGGGUAAAGCACACUUCUUCGAAGCUCUGUGAAGACCCAGAGGGGACGCGUCGGAAGAGAAGCAUUCUUAAGCUAGACGCUUACACAGGACAUUUAAAACCAAGCACUAUUGCACUUUACACUGGCAACUGAACAAUUCGCCAAGCUUCACGAAAAUGGGAGAAAGAAAAAAAAACAAGCAAACGCUGGUACUCUGAGACUUUGAGUGUUCAGGGUUCAUAUGGAAAAUUUUCAGAUUGCUGUGGUGCCAUAUAUGUAAGUACACAAGGGCAGGCCCAUGAGUGUGUUGCUCCUAUGAAAUUGUGCUCAUCUUGCUGAUAGACAACAAAUCAUCCACGCUAUGCGUUUUGGAGUUUUAAUAAGGAUGUUUUAGUUCCCCUUUCCCACCCGUUACUUCAUUAUUCCAGAUGAGGACAGCCAGCAGCUUGUUAUCUUACCCUCAGCGUCGGUAACGAGUGCUUUUUAUUUAUUAGCAUCCUCCAUUUUAUUGAAAUCCACACAGUUGCCAGGAAACCUAGAGCACUUUUGUUUCAUGUUACAAAUCUUCAGCUUGUAUUUUCCUCCUCUCCCGUAAUCCUAAGCGACUGCGCUCGCUGUUCACGGCUCCGACGGCGUCAGACAGGGGGCAUGUCUCGUUUAGAGCUCAUCACUCGUACUUUUUAAAAGCUUAACACAUAAAGCUGUCUUAACAAGAGUGUAAAGACUACUGUCAGUCUGGGAAGAGUGUGUGUGUGUGUGUGUGUGUGGAGACAUGGGCAUGCCUGGCUGUUUCCAUUUGUGCCUCUUCAAGUUGCCUAAACAGCACAGCUAGCCGCGAUUCCUGAUCUUAGAGCCGUAAGGACAGGCCUCCUCAGGUCCAAAAGAAUGUUGCUCGUUAUCAAUCAGCUCCUGUCGCCUCUCCGACCAAGAGAUAUCUUAAACCGUCUGUUUCUCAUAUCUGAGCUCUGCCUCGAUCUGUGCUUUAAAUGAAUGAUCACAGCUGCUUGUUCUCAGAAAUGUCCUCGAAAUGAAGCUUUUAACCUGAUAGAGUUUCUGCUCACUGAAAAGUUCAGUGGACACUUUUCUGCUUUUUUUUUUUUUUUUAAUUUAGAUUUUAAAAAACGUCUCAAUGCAUACAAGUGUGAUAAAGGUCAAACUAACAAAAAUACAGUACAGGAAAUGUGUGUGAUACGAACACACACAAACAGGAUGAAAGAGACGGCGUAUUCGUGUGCAGGCUUGUUCGUGAGAGUGGCUGGUUUGUUCACUUCCUGCCUGAAGCAGCGAGCGGAGAUCGUGACUCAGUGGACGCACUGGUGCACAUGCAACACAGCAUCUGACUCCAUACAUUGCUGGAGAGUGAGUGUGUGUGCUCACAUAUAGCCCUGUCUUGGUGUGUUCAGGUCUUACUAGGAGUCCAGCUUUAGGCAUUCAGCUGAAUUAGUCUCUGUUUCCUCAGCUUCCUGAGACUUCCUCCUUCAGACUGAAACGCUUUGUACAGGAAACGCCCCUAUUUUUUACCUGUUCAACAAGCCCAUGUCCCCCCAGUCAGGCCAUACUAGAGGUGUGCAGCUGGACUGGAUCCCAAGAUAGCCAACAAUAAGUGCGCAGACACACAGAGGCUACGUUUAUGUACACAACAUGCUGGAUUGCUCAUGUUGGUGAUUGAUCAUAUGACUCAUAUGGUCAUUAGAAAUUCCAUCAUGCCAUGUGGGAUUAAUGAAACAUGAGGCAACAUUGAGCAGGAUUAAUCUUUUAGUCUUUUCUGUAGGAGGAAGCAGAAUCGCCUAAAACCUGGUGGGAUUAGUCCAAGUUUUUGCAGGAUUGAUCAGACUUUCUGAGCGGGAUUGGUGAAAUUUCUGGACUAGUGAGAAGGAUUAAUCAAUCCUGCUGUUCUGUGAGUGCAGGCGGGAUUGACGACAAUUUCAGCAGGAGCCUGUGGGAUUAGUUAAGAUUUUUUGCAGCAGCGUGCAAGGGAAUUGGUUGAAAAUUUCUGCAUUCGUGGGCUGGAUCUAGCAAAGUUUCUGUAGGAGUAAGUGGUGAUUGGUAAAAUUUUCUAAAUUAGUAGAGGGGAUUGAUUAAAAAAAUGGCAGUAUGAGUGGGUGGGAUUUAAUUUUUUUUUUUUUUAAUUAGUGGGCAGGAUUGAUGAAAAUGGUAGUGAGAGUGCGCAGGAUUUAAGCUUUCUGAAUUAGUGAGCGGGGUUGAUGAAAGUGGGAGUGGGUGGAAUUGAUAAAAAUGGCUAUGGGAGUGGGUGGGAUUAAAAAUGUUCUGAAUUAGUGGGCGAGAUUGAUAAAAAUGGCUUUGAGAGUGGGUGGGAUUCAAAUUUUCUGAAUUAGUGGGUGGGACUGAUGAAAGUGGGAGUGGGUGGGAUUUUUUUUUUUUUAUUUAAUUAACGAGCAGGAUUGAUGAAAAUGGCUGUGGGAGUAGGCGAGAUUGGUGAAAAUGGCUGUGGGAGUGGGUGGGAUUGGUGAAAAUGGCUGUGGGAGUGGGUGGGAUUGGUGAAAAUGGCUGUGCUUGUGGUUCAGAUCCUCUGUGGGAGCAGGAGUGAUUGAUGAAACGUUUUGUGGGAGCACUCGGGAUUAGUGAAACCUUCUGCAAAUAGAAUCGGGAUUUAAAAACCAGUCCCCUGAACACCUCUAGCUCACUCGGUCGGAUCAGGAUGCCGAAUCUCCAAGUGCUGUAAACUUCCACUGUCUCUGCUUUGGAUUAGUUCAGCGUGUUUGUGUUUAUUCUCAUACACUCGUGUUCAGAAGCAGGUUUCAGGACCAAUCGCUACGCUGUCGUUGAAUGUCCGCUUAGAAACCAACCCAGCAAAUGAUUCAGGUUUUGGUGUAGAUUUUUUUUUUCAGAAAUAAAUAAAUAAAUAAAUAUAUAUAUAUAUAUAUAUAUAUAUAUAUAUAUAUAUAUAUAUAUAUAUAUAUAUAUAUAUAUAUAUAAAAAUAUAUAUAAAUAAAUCUCUCACGCCUAGCUGAAAAGGGCGGCACUUUUUAACAGAGACGGUCAUAGAAGCUACUAAAAUACACGAUUUAACAUUUCUAAAGAUGUGGACAUUUCUAUUUAUCUUUUUUGCCCCCACCCCCCGUUCCCCUGUGAAAGAAAGUCAUUAACUUGUGCCACUUGUUUAUUUUGUAAAUAUUCUACAGUGUGAAUAUGAUGUUGUAUAUUAAAAUAUCUUUAAAAUAAAAAGGAGGAUGUGAUGACACUUUUUUUAAAA